CUAAGCCUCCUCUGAAAUUUAUCUCUCUAGCCCUCCUUUUGUUCAUCCUCUCUCUCUCUCUCUCUCUCUAAACGCUUGUGCAGAGGAUUUUGUGAAGGUUGAAACAAAAAGCAAUCUCUUGGUUUUGUGCAAAUAAAAAGGUUUUUGCUUUUUGGGUUCUUUCGAAGUCAUCAAAAGAAGGGUUUUUGAGGGAAAAACAAGUGGGGGGUUGUCUUUGCAAAUGGUGCUUUUCAUGUGUGGAAUUUUGAUUGCUGAAGAAGAGAAGGUUGAAGGAGAGUGGGAGGACGAGAGAUAAAAGGAAAAAAGCGAAAAUACCCAGAAAGCCCGAAAGUAGCAGAAGUAGGAGAUACAGACAAAAGAGAGAAUCAUCUGCUUCUGCUGGGUCAUUUGGCAAUGUCUGCUACAAUAAUCAGUGAUCCAAUGAUGAUACCAGCCCCAGAGGCACCACAAUCAGCAGCACCCACAAAGAUAAUUGGACAAAUUGAAGUUGAAUUUGCAAAAUGUGAAUGCUGUGGACUGACUGAAGAAUGUACACCAGCAUACAUUGCAAGAGUCCGGGAGCGAUAUUCCGGAAAAUGGAUUUGUGGGUUGUGUGCAGAAGCAGUUAAAGAUGAGACUGAUCUGAGACUGAUCACUACUGAAGAAGCAGUGGCUAAGCACAUGAGCUUCUGCAAGAAAUUCAUUUCUUCAAGGCCACCUCCUGAUCCAACCGUACAUUUGAUCGCUGCGAUGAGGCAAAUCCUUCGAAAAAGCUUGGAUUCCCCGAGAGGGUUAAGAUCAACACCAAGUAGUCCUAAAAAGGAUGCAGAAAUCCAUGCUGCAUCGCUUGCCAGGUCUGAGAGCUGCUUCUCUUCUUUGUCUGGUUGAUGCUAAAAAUGGUGGUGAAUAUUAUCACUUUUGUUAUGUUCUCCUUGAUGCAUAAUACGAAAAAAAAAAUGAAACUAAAAUGGUUGGGGGACUAAGAUUAGUUGCUUAAUCUGGUAAUUGAAAACAGAAGUUGUAUCUGCUGUUAGAGAAUGAAUCUCUCUUUUAAGAAAAUUUUCUCUCUUCUGUUUCCCUUGCU
This is a messenger RNA of Tripterygium wilfordii, 1063 nucleotides long. RefSeq lists its product as uncharacterized. Bases 394 to 867 code for a protein of 157 amino acids. The transcript has 2 exons. The record is from RefSeq and is a predicted model, not a curated record. NCBI's taxonomy places the organism in Eukaryota, Viridiplantae, Streptophyta, Magnoliopsida, Celastrales, Celastraceae.